AUGGUGAUGAGAGUGGACAACGCUCGGUGGCGAAACGUUCCCUUCGUUUUUGUCGCUGGAAAAGCGCUGAACGAACACAAGGCCGAGGUGCGUAUUCAGUUCAAGGAAGUCGGUACAGAUUUGUUUGAUUCUGGCACUGUGCGGCGCAAUGAACUGGUCUUUCGCGUGCAGCCAAAUGAAGCCGUGUACGCUAAGCUGGUCACCAAGUCCCCUGGCAUAUGUUUCAACACAGAACAAACUGAACUGGAUCUGACCUACUCCAAACGCUUUCAGAACCUCAAACUUCCUGAAGCCUACGAGCGCCUGAUCCUUGAUGUACUUUGUGGCAACCAGGCCAACUUCGUCCGCGACGAUGAACUUCAGGAAGCGUGGCGAAUACUGACUCCGAUUCUUGAUUAUCUCGAAGGGAAUAGAAUCCAACCAAAACCAUACAUUUUCGGCAGUGAGGGCCCCGAAUUGGGUGAUUUGCUUCGUAAAUCAAUUUGA
Molecule: messenger RNA, 486 nt
Organism: Dicrocoelium dendriticum
Lineage: Eukaryota; Metazoa; Platyhelminthes; Trematoda; Plagiorchiida; Dicrocoeliidae
Source: the annotation of a GenBank genome assembly